Molecule: messenger RNA, 455 nt
Organism: Amoebophrya sp. A25
Lineage: Eukaryota; Dinophyceae; Syndiniales; Amoebophryaceae
Source: the annotation of a GenBank genome assembly
AUGUCGGACAUGAUGAUCGUCCAUGUUGCAUUUUUGUUUGUGUGGAGGAUCAUGGAGCAUGAUUUGACUUCGACACGAAUUCACUUUCUUGAAAAUUAUCAUGCUGUCAGCCUUUUUCAGAGACCAGAUAGAGACCCCACAGUUCCGCUGACUCCUUGUACUAGCGCAACCCUCAAGAGAAACUCCCGGUGUGUGCUAGUUUUCACCUCGCCCUACCUUUAUACACAUCUAUCAACACCGUCAGAGACGCCACCUCUUAGCACUUUCCGUCCGAUAGAUAGUCGACGAGUCAGCAACACGGUGUUCCUUCAGCACGACGAGCCCUUACUGAACUCUCUAGUAGUCGCAUUUGUAGCUGGUGUUCCUUCAGCACGACGGGCCCUUACUGAACUCUCUAGUAGUUGCAUUUGUAGCUAAACUCUAGCUCUACAACCGCUUGUUGUAGAUUCCACGAC